CCCGGGUGAAAAUGCGCUCAUAACAUUUCCUGCACUGAUGCAUGGUGGUCGAACGGAGGGAUUGUUGGAAAAUUUCGGAGGUGUGUGUGUGCGUUGGUGUGUGUGUGUGUGUGUGUUUGAGGAGGUUGAGACAUGCUCUUGGCCCAGAUAAACCGUGACUCCCAGGGGAUGGCAGAGUUCCAGGAUGCAGACGGCCAGCAGGUGACCCUCUGUCUGGCAGAGGCAGUGACCGUGGCAGACGGCGAUCAUAUGGAGACUAUGGACACAGUGAGUCUACAGGCAGUAACCCUUGCCGAUGGCUCCACAGCAUACAUUCAGCAUGACCCCAAAGUUUCCUUUUCAGAUGGACAGCUAAUGGACGGACAGGUUAUCCAACUGGAGGAUGGGUCUGCUGCAUACGUCCAGCAUAUGUCCAUUCCAAAAUCAGGAGGAGACAGUUUACAACUUGAAGACGGACAGGCUGUCCAGCUAGAAGAUGGAACAACAGCCUACAUUCAUGCACCCAAAGAGACAUACGAGCAGAGUAGCUUGCAGGCGGUGCAGUUGGAGGACGGCAGCACGGCGUACAUCCAGCACACGGUGCACAUGCCCCAGUCCAACAACAUCCUGGCCAUUCAGGCUGACGGCACCAUCUCAGACCUGCAGACAGACGGGGGCAUAGACCCCGAGACCAUCAGUGUGCUGGAGCAGUACACCACCAAGGUGGAGAAUAUAGAGAGUGGGCUGUUCGGACGAGAGGAGACUGAUAAUGGCAUCCACAUGCAGAUUGUCCUCCAGGGUCAAGAGGGCAGGACAGGAAGGGUUUCACACGUAGGGGAGAAGUCGUUCCACUGUGACCACGAGGGCUGUGGAAAACUCUUCACCACUGCUCACCAUCUAAAGGUACACGAGAGAUGCCACACUGGAGAUAAGCCAUAUAUCUGUGACCACAUUGGCUGUGGGAAGAAGUUUGCUACAGGGUAUGGGCUGAAGAGUCACUCGCGUACACACACCGGGGAAAAGCCUUACCGCUGCCAGGAGAUCAACUGCCACAAGUCUUUCAAAACAUCCGGUGACCUACAGAAGCACACACGGACACACACAGGAGAGAAGCCAUUCAAAUGUCCUGUUGAGGGCUGUGGACGGUCGUUCACCACCUCCAACAUCCGCAAGGUUCACAUCCGCACGCACACCGGAGAGCGGCCAUACUACUGCGCUGAGCCCAGCUGCGGGCGAUCCUUCGCCAGCGCCACCAACUACAAGAACCACAUGAGGAUUCACACAGGAGAGAAACCGUACGUGUGCAGUGUGCCUGGGUGUGAUAAGCGCUUCACGGAGUAUUCCAGCCUGUACAAGCACCAUGUGGUCCACACACCCUGCAAGCCCUACAACUGUAACUACUGUGGGAAGACCUACAAGCAGAUCUCCACCCUGGCCAUGCACAAACGCACGGCACACAACGACACAGAGCCCAUCGAAGAGGAGCAGCAGGCCUACUUUGAGCAACCCACAGAUGCCAUUGAUGAUCCUGAGGUCACCUACACAUCUGUAGUGGAGGUGGAGGACUCUGUGUCUGUGGGGACUCCAGAGGUCCUAGGGCAACAGCAUCAAGUGUCCCUAGUCACACAGGACGGAACAACGCAGCAGGUCAGUAUCUCCGAGGCGGAUUUGCAAGCGAUGGGCGGCACAAUUACCAUGGUAACACAAGAAGGCACCACCAUCACCAUCCCAGCCCACGAGCUGAUGUCACAAGGGCAUCAUUCUGUCACCAUGGUGACAGCGGAUGGCACAGAGGGACAGGUGCAAAUUAUGACCCCAGAUAUGACCACUUUCCAGACAGUGGAGGAGGUGGAUUUUAUCCAGGAACAGGAGCACCAGGUGGUGUCUUCAAGCCCUCACCCGGUCACCCUAUUGGCUACUUCCAAUGGCACUCACAUCGCUGUGCAGCUCAGUGAUCAACCAUCAUUGGAAGAAGCCAUCAGAAUAGCGUCGCGAAUACAGCAAGGAGAGACAACCGGAUUGGACGAUUAACACCUAAAUGAACUAAUAGCAAAAAAGGAAAAUCAUAUCUUCGCUAUUUUCUAGAUUCUACAGGAAUUGAGUGUGUGUGUGUGUGUGUUUUUUGAUAACUGGAGUCCUAUGUGGAUUUAAUGUGCUCCUUCAUCCAUUGGUGAGGAGAGGAUGAUUUAUAAUGUCCUAUUGUGCAACUGCAAUGUACAGCUAACUCAUUUUUUUAAAUAAAAAAAUGGUGUGAUCAAUA
This is a messenger RNA of Coregonus clupeaformis (lake whitefish), 2239 nucleotides long. RefSeq names its product zinc finger protein 143b (gene znf143b). Gene Ontology annotation, molecular function: DNA-binding transcription factor activity; RNA polymerase II cis-regulatory region sequence-specific DNA binding. Bases 133 to 2010 code for a protein of 625 amino acids. Gene Ontology annotation, biological process: regulation of transcription by RNA polymerase II. The record is from RefSeq and is a predicted model, not a curated record. NCBI's taxonomy places the organism in Eukaryota, Metazoa, Chordata, Actinopteri, Salmoniformes, Salmonidae. The transcript is spliced from 16 exons.